AUGCAAGGUGUGCUGGGGCUGUGUUUGUUAGUAGCCAUGGCAGGGGGGAUGAUGACGGUUGGAGCGACGAUGGGAGAAGAGAGCUUGCAGGGAAAGACGAUGAGAGGAGAUGGGAGGAUGCAGCCUUGUGCUGGGUUCGUGGGAUAUCUGCCAUGCAAGGUGGCAAGGUGCCAGGGUCAACGACGACGAUGUUGCCUGAUAGGAAGGAUAGACAAGAAUCAUAGGAGAGCGAGCUUGAGAUCUUCUCAGGUUAUGCUGAGAAUGACAGGGAGCGAUGAAUGGAUGUUCACGUCGGCCAAGGGCUACGAUGCUUCCAAGAAGAACGCUAUAGACAUACCUGUGCUGGUCAAAGUGUUCGGAGAAGAAAUCUUUCCGGGAGAGGAGAAGUGGAUCUCAGCCAGCAAACCCUCCGAUGAGCUUCUCCUGCGCGAAACUCUCGCCAAGAAUGCGAGCAUGGCAUACGUGUCCGGCGCAAACAGCAGAGAGCCGACGGGUGGCAACGUCGGCUUUCUGUCCGGGUCAACGGCCAUUCUGGUCAAAGUUGUGGCUGCAGAGGAGACGAGGAGUCUGGUGAGAGCGUUUGGUCGGCUGCAGCUCCUUGCUCUCGUACAUGACAAGCCGUACAUCGUGGCGUCGGCGGUUCCGAAACGAGAUGCUGUGAUGACGGCAAGGAGUGUUGAGAUCCUGAAGAGCUUGCAGGAGAAGAUGACCAAGCUGUACGAAGAGUACAAGCAGGUGCAGGCGGCGAUAGUGAAGAAAAGAUUCGAGAAGAAGAUGGAAGAGGUCAGGGAUAGCGCCUUCCUCGCGGAUAUUCCCUUCGACGAGCACAUGAAACUCGUCAACUCCACGGCCAGAGAACGUUCCACGGGCAGAAAAACUGCAGAGGGCAUUCUUCAAUCUGUUGAUCAAAGAAGCCUCGGGGAACAACUUGACGAGCUUCUUGCAAGAACGUUUGACAUGGACUCUAGAGAGAGAAAAGCUCUUUUGGAGGUGACUUGA
Guillardia theta CCMP2712 is the source of this 999-nucleotide messenger RNA. RefSeq lists its product as hypothetical. The record is from RefSeq and is a predicted model, not a curated record. Bases 1 to 999 code for a protein of 332 amino acids. The transcript has 4 exons. NCBI's taxonomy places the organism in Eukaryota, Cryptophyceae, Pyrenomonadales, Geminigeraceae.